CCCCCUUACAACGGCACGGACUAGUAUAUACACAAACCGUCCAAACCUCAAAAAGAUUCCGACUUUUUCAGCAACUUUUCACUCCAUAGAUUUUAAAAGGAUGUCGUCCCAGAACCAACACCACCACCGCACGAGCCAGAAUGACAAGAGCUCGACCAAGAUCAUCCCUUCCAAGGACAUGGAUCCCUUUCCGGACAACUUCUUCCCCAUCUUCUUCCGCAACCAAUUCCGGACCAAGAUCGAACUUCCGAGCAAGUCACGAUACCCCGACGUCGAGGGGUUAUGUGGCAUCAUCACGGGGAGCAACACGGGGCUCGGCCACGAAGCGUCGAGCCAGCUCCUCUCACUGGGUCUGUCCCGCUUGAUAAUGGGGGUCCGUUCGAUUGCCCGCGGCGAAGCGGCCGCCAGUAAACUGCGCUCCGUCAACCCGUCGGCCAGGAUCGACGUGUGGGACCUCGACAUGGAAUCCUACGACUCGAUCCAAGCCUUUGCGCGCAGAGUCGCGACGGAGACGGAUCUUCCACGCAUUGACUUUGUCAUCCUGAACGCCGGCGUCGCACCCGUCACGUACACCACGACGAAAGCGACGGGCCACGAACAGACCAUUCAAGUCAACCACAUUGGGACGUUCCUCUUGAGCACACUCCUCCUACCCACGCUCCGGAAGAAGAAGACAGUACGUGACGACUCCCGGGGGCCCGGGUCUGGUAUUCCUGCGACCCUCACUAUCGUCAACUCGGUGACGGCACACCUGGCCAAGUUCCCCAACAAGGACUCCCGGCCACUUCUCCCUUCAUUCGACGACCCCAAAACCUACGACCCGCAAGAACGUUACGGCGUCUCCAAGCUCCUCAACCAACUAGCCACCGUCAGGCUUUGUGGAAUGGUCGACCCCGACGAUGUCAUCAUCAACAUGGUCGACCCGGGCUUGACGAAAAACACGAACCUGGCCCGAGACGCCAAGGGUGCCCUGGCCCUCGCGGUCAAGGUGUUUAAUGGCGUGGCGGGUCGACCACUAGACAGGGCCGCUUCGACCUACGUCUCCGCGGUUUUGGGAUACGGGAAAGAAAGUCACGGAUGUUUCAUGAUGAAUGGCAAGAUCGCACCCCUCUCUCGUUGGUACUAUAGUCCCGAAGGAAAGACGAUGACAGACGUCAUUUGGAAAGAGACAGCCAAGGAACUCGAGUCUGUUGUAAACCUCGAAGACAUCGUUGCCUCUUUGAAGCAUCAGUCUUGAGAGAUCAUGAUACUCAGGCAAGAGAAAAUGACCCAACCAAGUAUCGAUCAUGCUCUCGGGAGGAUUCAGUCCCGAGGACGGUGUCAAUUGCCCGAGGCCCGACAGACGGCAACAUGUAUACCUGUCUAGAUAGGUAUGGAAUGGAUUUUGGAGUUCAAUCGAGACUGGAUCGAGUGCAGCGGAGAUCUAAAAGUGUCGAACGAAGAUUCCAUACUCAAAUUACCAUCUAGGUAGGCAUAGAUACCUAGGUAUCUUACUGUUGUAAUC
Exophiala oligosperma is the source of this 1504-nucleotide messenger RNA. RefSeq lists its product as uncharacterized. The transcript has 2 exons. The coding region runs from base 101 to 1237 and encodes 378 amino acids. Lineage: Eukaryota; Fungi; Ascomycota; Eurotiomycetes; Chaetothyriales; Herpotrichiellaceae. The record is from RefSeq and is a predicted model, not a curated record.